AUGCAUCGUGAUACAGCCAAGAUGGCAUUCGAUAGGUGGGAGGAGCUAUCAAAUUUAAAGUUCGAAAAUGUGCGAAACCCUAGCAGACAGAAACCUGAUAUAACCCUAACUGUUAUUCGAAAAAAUCAUAAUUUCCGAGCAAAUUGUCAAGGCACUUCCAAGUGUCCACAUAAUUUCGACGGUCCCGGGAAAGUUUUAGCUCAUGCAUUUUUUCCAAAUGAAAACAACAAGUGUAUUGAGAUUCAUCUUGAUGCCGAAGAAAAAUGGUAUCUUGGAAAUAGUACUUCUCCUGAUGGCCAAACUAGUUUAUUGAUGGUUCUGAUUCACGAAAUUGGCCAUGCUCUUGGCCUGGGCCACAGUGAUGUCAAUACAGCUAUCAUGUAUCCUUGGUAUCAAGCAAGUCCAGCAUUAUUCGAUAUAGAUGAUAAGAGGGCGAUAGAAUAUUUGUAUGGGCAGAAAACUGAAAACUAUCAACCAACAACAACCUCAACAACACAGACAACCGAAUCCCAAAAACCAAUAUCCCAGCACACCUCUACCACAGCUUCAUCAGUGUCGUCAAAUGAACCCCAUAACGUAGACGUUACUAGCACAACCUCAAAGCCUCAGAUAACUCCAACAAGAUUAUGCGACAUUCAAGUGCCAGACUUUAUGUUUCUAGCCACAGCACCCCAGUUUCAAAAUUAUCGCAUGUACGUGGGAUACAAUAGAUUUUUGUGGAAGUUCGAUUUGAACGAUAUGCGAAUUCCAUCACAGCCAGAGCUGCUUGAUGAUUAUCUUCCUGAAGAUUCAAAGUCUUCUCGAGUUUCACAUGUUUUCCAAAAUUCUGUGGGUGCAGGAGUUAACGUAGAUAUAAUUCUUGAGGAAUUAUCUCAAGCUAAAGAUUGUUUAAUCAACAAAGAACGCAAAAAUGAUGUUCCAAUGUCACUCAACGGCUUAGAAAAUCCACCACCUGUGCCUUCAAGUCCUGAGAUGGGAUUUUACGACAUUGAUGAGUAUGGUUUUCUGAAUAUUCCGAUCGAUGAUUUUGGAGACCCUGUACAUGUACAAUCUCCAGGAACUGAUAACCAAUUACCCCAACGUAUUUUGGCGGAAAUUUACGCACUAGUACCUGAGAGUACUCAUUCAAGUGAAAUUAUUAACAUGCCCACAUAUGAUGUUGAAGAAGAUGGAACAGGAGCUGGCAAAAUUAACAAUAUCAAUGUUCAAUCCAAAGUUGAUAUGUCGUCCUCGUCCAAAAACAUCAGAAAGACUAAAAGAGAGUCAGGUGCCUUCUAUAGAAAAGAGAAGAAAAGAAGAAUAGAAGAAAUCUCAAAACAAGCGGGAGCACUAAAAAAGUAUUUUGGAAAUCCGGAUGAGCCUGAACAAAAAGGUUUGAAUCAAAUCGCGGAGUCAUCCUCCAGUUCUAGUGGAACGAACAAUAAAUCAAUAGAUUUCACACCCGAUGAAGGUGAUGAAGCUGCAAGAUCAUCAUCAAGCAGUCCCAUUCUCAGUGAAUGUGAAGAUGAGAGCAAACAGGAAGAGAGCUCUGCUCAACUAGCUCUAGAUGAUCCAGAUUCUUGGCCUAAUAUUUUGACGCAAAAAUAUAUUGAUUUAUUGGUAGAACACGGUUCCAAACAAGUUACAGAUUUCAAAUUCCCAGUUGAUGAGAGUGGCAGAAGAUUUAGCAGUUCAUAUUAUAACAAAACUUUAGUGAACGGAGAGAAAAUAAAUCGCGCGUGGCUCUGCUAUUCCAUUAAACUAAAUUGUAUUUUUUGUUUUGCAUGUAGAUUGUUCAGUAGGGAUAAUUCAACACAAAUUGUAAGUACUGGCUUUUCUGAUUGGCGUCAUUGUUCGCAUUACCUCAAUAAGCAUGAAAAUACUCUUAAACACAUUCACUCUAUAAGAUCGUGGUGCGAAAUAAAGACAAGGAUGGAAAAAAAAUUUACUAUUGACGCGGAACAACAAAAUGUUUACAAUAGAGAAAAAAAGCGAUGGCGCGCUAUCAUUGAAAGAAUGAUUGUUGUGGUACAAUUUCUAGCCAGUCAAAAUUUAGCAUUCAAAGGAAGUAGUACGGAGUUGUAUCAUAGAGAUAAUGGUAAUUUUUUAAAGGCAGUAGAGGUGUUGGCCAAAUUUGAUCCAGUUAUUUCAGAACACCUCAAUAAUAUCUGUAAAUACAAAGAUGAAAAACAACGCACCCCGCACUACUUAGGACAGCAUUUUCAAAAUGAAAUAAUUAAUAUUUUAGCCGAAUCUGUUCGUAAUGAGAUAACACGCAUUGUCAAAAAAGCCAAAUAUUAUACUAUAAUUCUCGACUCGACGCCCGACAUUUGUCAUACAGAACAAAUAACGUUUGUAAUUAGAUGUGUGAACACUACUGAUGGUAAAGUAGAUAUUUUAGAAUUUUUUCUAGGAUUUUUUCCAGUAACUAAUACCACUGGAGAAGGUCUGUGCAAUUUUCUAUUAAAGAAACUAUUACCUAGUCUGCAGCUCGAAGUUAAAGAUAUACGUGGUCAGGGCUACGACAAUGGUUCGAACAUGAAGGGAAAAAAUAUAGGGCUUCAGAAACGGAUUCUCGAUAUCAAUCCUAGAGCAUUAUACGUGCCGUGCGCGGCUCAUACCUUAAACCUCGUCGUUAAUGACGCUGCCAGCUCCAGUGGUGAAAUUUAUGGAUUUUUUGAUGUAGUACAAGAGGUACAGGAGGAAGGAAGUAUCGUGAAAGAUAUAGACGGUAUACAACUGUUUAAUGAAAUUACUUCAUUCAAAGAUAUUUUUCCAGAUAAAGUUGAAGAUAGAACAGGAGCUACGUCGAAUAUGGAAAAUAUUUCGAUGAUGGAUCAACUCAAAGUGGAUGUACAAAAAAUAAUACCUAAAUCUACUAGUGAUGAUGUUACUGCUUCUACUAGUGGAACAAUUUCCAUAUCCAAUGAUGGAGCUGCUAACUCAGAAAUUGAAGAUAUUGGCAAGUCCACAGAAGAUGGUGAGGAAAAAGCUACCAAUAUUGAAAAUAUUCUGACAGAUAAUCAAACGAAACUAAAUGUGCUUGAAAUUGCCUCUCAUUGUACUAGUAAAAAUACUUCAUUGCUCACCAAUGGUGCCAAAAAUGGACCGAUAGCUACUGCUUCCACAAUAAAUAACUUGAAAAUUCUGAGUGUAGUGACGAUUCCUUUACCAAAUAGUGUAUUGGUUUACCCAAAACCAAUACAAAAAAAGCAAUUAAAAUUAAAAUGCACUCAAGAUGCCAAGUGCAAUAUCCUCUGA
This is a messenger RNA of Phaedon cochleariae (mustard beetle), 3240 nucleotides long. The record is from the annotation of a GenBank genome assembly. NCBI's taxonomy places the organism in Eukaryota, Metazoa, Arthropoda, Insecta, Coleoptera, Chrysomelidae.